Molecule: messenger RNA, 2483 nt
Organism: Musa acuminata AAA Group (dessert banana)
Lineage: Eukaryota; Viridiplantae; Streptophyta; Magnoliopsida; Zingiberales; Musaceae
Exons: 10
Coding region: 234-2102 (622 amino acids)
Cellular component (GO): cytoplasm
Molecular function (GO): protein binding
Source: RefSeq, a predicted model, not a curated record
UCUCUUUGACUGACCACAGCAAGAGAGAGAGAGAGAGAGAGAGAGAGAAAGAGAAAGAGCGAGGGAGAGAGAGAUCAGUUUCGCCUUUGUACGGAUUGCUCCAGGGUUUAUUGAAUUCCCCUCUUUGGCUCUUUGUUGCUUUGUCGACGCUUGCGUAAUUCGGUUAGGGAUUUGGACUUGGUUUUGGCCAGGGGCGCUUGAUCUUGUAGUCAAGGCCGAGAGGGAGUGGGGAGAUGAAGUCAUCGCUGAGAAGAUUGCGAGGGUUCGCCUUCCACAAGGACGAGCAGAAGCAGAAAAGGGAGAAAGGCUUGGUGGCGCACCAGGACGAGCUCCUCAAGGCGUCCCAGGACAUCCAUGACAUUAGAAACUGCUAUGACAGCUUGCUUUCUGCCGCUGCUGCUAUUGAAAAUAGUGCAUAUGAAUUUUCAGAAGCUCUAAAGGAGUUGGGUACUUGCCUGCUCGAAAAAACUGCACUGGAUGACGAUGAAGAAAGUGGUAAGCUUUUGUUGAUGCUUGGAAAGGCACAGCUUGAACUUCAGAAACUCGUUAAUACCUAUCGUGUCCAUGUUGUUCAGACUAUCACAACUCCAUCAGAAUCUCUUCUCAAGGACCUUCAAACUGUAGAGGAAAUGAAACGCCAGUGUGAUGAUAAAAGGUGUGAUCUUAGUGUUGCGUUUAUUUUUCUUCUAAUGGAAAAAAAGGUUCUGUUAUUCAGAGACGUAUACAUGUUGGCAGCACAAAGUGGAAAAGGAAGGUUGAAAAAUGCCAAAGGUGACACAUUUUCUCUGCAGCAGUUGCAGGCAGCUAAAGAAGAUUAUGAAGAGGAGGCAACUCUUUUCCUCUGUCGCUUGAAAUCAUUAAAGCAAGGACAAUCCCGCAGUAUCUUGACACUAGCUGCUAGGCACAAUGCAUCACAGUUAAACUUCUUUCAUAAAGGAGUUAAAUCUCUUGAAGUUGUUGAGCCACAUAUCAAAAUUGUAGCUGAACAGCAGCACAUUGACUAUCAAUUGAAUGGACUUGAGGAUAAUCAAUUGGAAGGAUAUGAGGUCGAUCAUUCUGUUGAAAAUGGAGAUGAUGGAGAGUUGAGUUUUGAUUAUCAACAGCAUGACCAACAUCGUGAUGUUAGUUACUUUUCUAGAAAUUCAAUGGAGGAUGAUGUAGAUAGAUGUGAAUCAGAUUCCUCUCCUUUCAACAAGGAUGUUAGGGCUGUCAGUCUGUCAGCACCUCUUUUUUCUGAUAGGAACCCUAAAUCAUCUGAAACGACUAGUCAGAUGCAGCCUUUAUCAACAGAGAGGUUUUACACGUAUGCUCUUCCUACUCCUGUUAAUGUUAAGAGCUCGACCUCAACAGGUCCAACUAAUUCGAUUUCUGCUUCUGGGGUGGAAAACAAGGGUGUAUGUCCAACACAAUUAUGGCAUUCAUCUCCAUUGCAACCAAAUUUUCUUGGCAACAAUUACAGAGAUGUUGAGCUGCCAAGCCCCACCAGUUUACCUAUAAAGCAGUCAGUAUUUAAAGAGAGCAAAACUGUUGGUAGCCCCAUCAGAAUGCCUUCUGCAUGUACCGAAGGGGGGAUGUCUCAGUUGAUUACAUCAAAUACAUCUGAUUCAAAGAAGAUUGGCAGACAAGUUUUUUCUGGUCCGUUGACAAGUACACCAUUACCAAGCAAACCAGCUUCUUUUACAAACAAUUCCAUGUCAUCAGUGGAACAUCUGGCGGGAGUCCCAGCAAAACCAACAAGCAUUACCACACCUAAGCUAUCUGUACCUCCUCCUGUAACAUCGCCAAGAAUAAAUGAGCUUCAUGAGCUUCCAAGGCCUCCAAUAGGUUGUCGAAAACAUUUAGGAUCUUUCAAUUUAAUUGGCCAUUCAGCCCCUCUGGUGCCUAGAGGUCAAGGGGUAAAUGCAAUAAGCAAACAAGUACCAAUUUCAUCAUGCAUAGCCACACCACUUCCAGAACCUCCUGGUGUUAUGGUUCGCAGCUUUUCUAUACCAUCUAAUGGUCGAAAAUCAAAUUCAACAGAUGUUAAGUCAUCGGAUCAUCCUAAUAGUCAAAGGACAACUGCAGAUGCUUCAGCAACUCAUACAUCGAUGAAUAUUGGGUAGCAUGAACAACUUCAGAUACAGUAACAAACUAGAAAGCUAAAGGAUUCACGUGAAGAGCCCCAGAACUCUUCGUAGCAAGUGGAGCCAAUUGAUAUGGUCUCCUAAUGUUGCUUAUGUACAUAAUGAAGUGUCCAAAAAACCUUCUUGCUCUUCCAUUCUGUUCCAUGUGUUGUUUUCUUCAGAGAAAUGGGGGAUGAUUUGCCUCCAAGAAUACACCACUAGAUAACUGCUGGUUGAGAAAAUGAAAUUUCAGUUUAUUGUUAAUAGUAGUAAUAAAGAGAUCUUAGUUUAUUAAAAGAGGAACCUGACGGAUGUACUGAGACAUUUGUACAAUAAAAUGUUCUUUCCAAGUACCAACCAUUAGGGCAAUCUUUCCCGUCA